Messenger RNA from Ostreococcus tauri, 360 nucleotides. Its product is annotated as ATPase, F0 complex, subunit G, mitochondrial. The coding region runs from base 1 to 360 and encodes 119 amino acids. Gene Ontology annotation, biological process: proton motive force-driven ATP synthesis. Lineage: Eukaryota; Viridiplantae; Chlorophyta; Mamiellophyceae; Mamiellales; Bathycoccaceae. Gene Ontology annotation, molecular function: proton transmembrane transporter activity. The transcript has a single exon. The record is from RefSeq and is a predicted model, not a curated record.
AUGCGGGCGACCGCUCGCGCGGUGCGCGCGUCGAGCGCGGCGUUCGACGCCGUGCGCGCGCCGGUGACGCGCGCGUACGAGGCGACGAUGCGGGAGAACGCCGAGUACGUCGUGCGCGAUCCGACGCGCGCGAAGCGGCUCGGUCGAGAGUUCGUGUACACGAAUCUGGCGCGCGUCCCGGGAGCGAUGCGCGCGGCGGCGGCGGAGGUGGAGGUGGUGAAGGAGCUCGGGAUGCGGGCGCGGAUGGGUGAGCUGGACGUCGCGACGGCGGCGACGGGGGCGGUGUUCGCGGCGGAGCUCUACGCGUGGUUCGCCGUGGGCGAGAUCGUCGGCCGGGGGGGGAAGCUCACGGGGUACUGA